Messenger RNA from Trichobilharzia regenti, 347 nucleotides. The record is from the annotation of a GenBank genome assembly. NCBI's taxonomy places the organism in Eukaryota, Metazoa, Platyhelminthes, Trematoda, Strigeidida, Schistosomatidae.
AUACAUAUAUGUGGUGAAUUGGUGAUGAAGAUACAAUUAUGUUAUUCCUGCCUAAUAUUUCUUUUAAUCCAUUUGACUGAAAAUCAUCAAAUUGAUAAUUAUUUAUCAAAAAAAUGUAAAACACCAGAAGGAAAUCUAAUAAUUAGUGAAUUUGGGAAGUGUGGAAGUAUAGUCAAGCUAAAUAAACACCUGCUUAAUGAAGAUACCUUACAUAUACGUUAUGAUAAUAUUGAAGAAGCUAUAAAGAAUAGUAAAUUUGGAGAAUCAUAUGCGAUAGUGUUAUACACAGAAAAUGGUUAUAUUCAAUGGCUUGUAUUCUUUCAAAAUAUUUGUGGUACAAUCUAAAG